AUGAGUUCAGAAUAUCCCAUAAUUACAUGGAAGGAAUUGAUCAAGCACUUUAAACGGUCUUCCUUAUGGGUAGUGGUUGAAGGGAUGGUCUAUGAUGUCACUACAUAUUUGGAUAAGCACCCAGGAGGAGAGGAAAUUCUGAGGAAAUGUGGAGCCAAGGAUGCCACUGAGUAAUUCUUAGAAUAUAAUCAUUCCAAUUAUGCUCGAUCCAUCCUCGCUUCCAGGAUUGUUGGACAAUUAACAGACGAACCACCACCUCACAAUUACGCUCAGUUACUUAAACAGAGGAAAUAGAGAGUUAAAAACCCAUACUAAGCAGUUACUUGGGAGGAAUUAGCACUCCAUAACACAUCCGAUGAUGCUUGGAUAGUGAUUGAUGAUGACGUGUAUGAUGUUACUGACUUCUUGGCUUAGCAUCCUGGAGGAAUGAAGUUGCUAUUGGAUAAAGCAGGAGAUGAUGCAUCCACUCACUUUCACAGAAUCAACCAUUCUUAAUAAGCCCAUUAGAUAAUGAGUGAGUUGUAGGUUGGUGUGAUCAUUGGAAUCAAACCUAAGAAAAAGUAGAAACAAGCACCAACUAAUUAUGUCUUAAUAAUGUUUAUCAUAGUUGUAUUGUUUAUAUUUAUUUAUUUAUUUUUAUUCUGA
This is a messenger RNA of Paramecium tetraurelia, 645 nucleotides long. RefSeq lists its product as uncharacterized. Gene Ontology annotation, molecular function: heme binding. The transcript is spliced from 3 exons. Gene Ontology annotation, cellular component: membrane; intracellular membrane-bounded organelle. The record is from RefSeq and is a predicted model, not a curated record. NCBI's taxonomy places the organism in Eukaryota, Ciliophora, Oligohymenophorea, Peniculida, Parameciidae.